UGGUUCAAUCCACCAGCCCCGGCCGGUUCAGGUACCGACAGCUCCCCGUUCAAAGAGCCUGACCUGCACUUCUCCAAGUCUCCAGCAGAGGGCGCUGAUUCACAGCCACUGUGGCAGUGGCCUGCAGUUCUACAUGUCUCCAGCAGAGGGCAGUGCCGGGCAGGACUCAAACAGGGUGUCCGCGGAAAGUGAAAGUACAGCGCUCAAACACCGUGCCCUCCUCUCUCUGUCCUCUGUGCCCGACACGCUUGUGGAAAAUGGAGAUUAUCACAGAUAUCACACUCAUCGUUAACAAAGUUUGUCUGAAAAAUGAACAACAAAAGAAAGCACUUUCUCGAUACAGACCCAAGGACUGUGGUUCUCACUACAAAGUCAAGGGAAGUCUUGACGAGCUGGACAAGCUUGUAAAAGCACUGCAGGGUUCCAGCGCCCCACCAGGAAGACGGGCGCAGCCGCCGGAUGACGGUGGUUUCUCGCAGGUCCAGCCCGCCCAUGUGUCUCAGCUGGUGAUGGAAUAUAUUGAGCAGAAAUGUGUGGACAGGCUGAAGAAAAUUCAAGGAGACAGUGUGGUGAUGGACAUCCAGCCUGACCCCAUGGUCGGUCACGGCAAAUCCAGCAGGAUGGUGCAGGUGGCGUUUAGACUGCGGCACGACUCGCCCGACCCUGCGACCAGAAUGCGUUGUGUCUGGGCCAGACAGCGGUUCAUCACGUUCUACCAAAGAACCGCGUCUGACUUUGAAAGUGCGUCGUUCCGCUUGAGUCCGCCUGACCAGUCGGCCCUCCAGCAGCGAUUUCCACAGCUUCUUUUUAAACCUGGUGCCAACAAGCAAGAAACAACGGUGAUGGGACCUUUCAGCUACGUCGCGCAGCUGAGGGCGCAACUCUCGCCCAGAACGCAGGGUUCGUUGAAGAGAUCGAGAAGCAGAACUCCAGCAGACACUCAGAGAGGCAGAACCUCGCCGCAGAAAGCCUCCCCUGACCCCGGCAAAGACCCUGAAGAAGAAACCUGCGCAAUCUGCAUGGACAAAAUACUCGCAUCCAACAAGGAGACGCUGAGAUGUAAACACUCGUUCUGCAAAGACUGUCUGAAAACAGCUUUUGCCUACAAGCCCGUGUGUCCCACCUGCGGACAGGUGUUCGGGGUCCUGGAGGGCACGCAGCCUGGGGGAUCGAUGAGCGUCAACAAAAGCUCCACUCCUUUACCCGGAUAUGAAAGCUACGGUUCGAUAGUCAUCGAUUAUCACAUUCCAAGUGGCAUUCAGAAGAGGUAUCAUCCGAACCCCGGUCAGCCGUAUGGAGGAGCGUCCAGGAGGGCCUACCUACCAGACUCUCCGGAGGGCAGGGCCGUGGAAAAGCUGCUGCGGCGAGCGUUCGACCAGAAGCUGAUCUUCACCAUCGGCCGCUCCACCACCACCGGCAGGAACAACGUGGUCACCUGGAACGACAUCCACCACAAAACAUCCAUGCAUGGAGGACCGACUUGCUAUGGAUAUCCAGAUCCAGACUACUUACGCCGAGUCCGAGAUGAGCUCAAGGCCAAGGGGAUUGAAUGACUUCUGCAGUUUGUCACUAAUGAUCCUGAAAGGCCUUCCAGACAUUCCUUAUGAACAUUUUGUCAUUAAAUGUGAACGUUUUGAUAGUUUUGACCUUCUAUUGGAUAAUCUGUCGAUCAGGGGAAAUAGAAUUAAGACCAGUUUGUAUAUCUAGUGUUUUUCUUGAUUUUUUUUUCUUCACUGUAUUAAAUAAUUUGUGUUUUCUGUUCUAGUAAAAUCAUUUGGAGAACUGUUUGAUGUGAACGUUCAAGGUCUUUUUAAGCCGGUGAUGCCCGUCCUGGGGGGUUAAGAACAGCCCACAAGUGGCUCUAUGGCAAAUGGUGAAAGUUUUAAAGAAAGCAUUGAUUGUAUUCAAUUUUUAAUUCUUAGAGUGGCAGACAGAACAGUUAAUGUUUUCUGUGCUUGGUGGCUUGCGCAAUUUCAAUUUGACAUUUAACUCUGGCGAAUCAUACUGUCUGUAUUUUUGAUUGAAUAAUUUAAUCUUCAGAUGAUCACUGCAGUGUGGACAUUCAAUCCAAACAGGAAUUAAUCAAGAAACGUCUUCCUCUUUUACUCCGAGUGAAGUAGUGUUUGCAUUAAAACCACUUUUUAAAUGUGAGGUGGAAUUAU
Salarias fasciatus (jewelled blenny) is the source of this 2162-nucleotide messenger RNA. Its product is annotated as E3 ubiquitin-protein ligase DTX3L-like. Bases 258 to 1553 code for a protein of 431 amino acids. The transcript is spliced from 4 exons. Gene Ontology annotation, biological process: protein ubiquitination; Notch signaling pathway. NCBI's taxonomy places the organism in Eukaryota, Metazoa, Chordata, Actinopteri, Blenniiformes, Blenniidae. The record is from RefSeq and is a predicted model, not a curated record.